AUGUAUGCAUCGCUCGCUCUGCUCCUGGCCGCCUCCGCUUGCGCACAGAACAGCGAGAGUGAUGCAAGUAAUGAUAGCAAUGACCCCGCUGUGGUGUAUUCCCCGGCCCGCCCACCUGCCGUCCCUCUUGCUGUCCGCUCUCCUUACACGAGCGUCUGGUCCAGCACAGUGAACAAUGGCACCCUGAACACCAAUGGCGUCGAGUUUUGGACCGGCCAGAAGGUUGGCUGGGAGGGCAUCAUUGUAGUCGACGGCAUUUCGUACGAGUGGAUGGGCACCAGCAUUGCCGGCUCCGAGCUGCCUCAACUGGCCAAUUUCCAAUCCGCCACUCCGCUGUCCGUCAGCUACGACUCACAGUACUCCAACUUCACCUUCACCGCAGGCCCAGUCCUGCUUACUGCCACAUUCUUCUCGCCUGUCAUUCCCCUGGAUCUUUGCAGGACCAGUAUGCCUCUGAGUUAUCUUGAGGUUUCCUACGAAUCCCAGGACAAUGCAACCCACGACGUCAAGCUUUAUACCGACGUCGACAACUCCUGGAACAACUACCAAGCCUCCGCCGGCGUUACCGCUGGCUUGAAUGUCGAUUCUGCCACGUUCGAUCCUAACACCACCGUGACAACCUCGACUCUUUUCACAUGGUGGUACCAUCUUUCCCAGGAGUACUACUUUUCUGAGCUCAACGACUUCCCUCAGUGGGGCAACAUGACCCUGUCUACCCAGCCCGCCCAAGCCAAAAACUUCACCUUCCAGUCUGGCAAGGCCACCAACGUUCGCUACAACUUCAUUCAAAAUGGUUACCUCUCAAACUACAUUGAUGUCGACGACGGCAACAUUUAUGCUUUCUCACAUGACAUGAAGAAGACGAAGAAAGGCAGCGUCCUGUAUACCGUCGGUGUCAUACAGGAGCCCGUUAUCAACCUGCUCACCAGUGAGGGCCUCCAGUCACUUAACCCCUGGUGGAGUAGCGAACAAUGCUACGGCCCCGGAUUCGCCCACAUGGUUGCCGCUCAUUACGGCGACUUUGCGGAUGCCCAGAAACUGGCAGGCGCGUGGGAUCAGCAGCUCCGAACCGAUAUCCAUGAGUACUACGCAGCAGAGCUCGGGAACGCCUCAAGCACUUCCACGCCGUCCUCGAAUAAUGCUUCAACUUCUUCAGACAUAUUGUUUCCAGCCGACUAUGAAAUGGGUACUGAUCAAUUCGGGGAACAUUGGAUCUUCAAUUCCAGUAAUGGUUAUGGCUAUUUGGAUGCCGAUAACAAGAGUGGCGUUGCCAUCCCUGAUGUUCCCGAGGAUCACUCGUACUAUUCGAUCGUGGCGCUCUCUACACGACAGGCCAUGGGAGCAAACGUACUGACCAUCCCUCCGGAUUUCGGAUGUGGGAAUGCGUCAUCUAUCUACAAUUCUUCAGAGCCGUUCAUGUUCCAAAAGGAAAUCUCAUCAGAUGGAAAUAUGAAUACGGUUGACGUUCUGUACCCCGCUAUGCCAUUUUACCUCUACGCCAACCCGAGUUUACUGAGAUAUGCUAUGAACCCACUCUACUUGAACCAAGAGUCUGGCUUCUACCCUCGUUCGUAUUCGAUGCACGAUUUAGGAGCGCACUUCCCCAACGCCACUGGCCAUGUAGACGCCGACGACGAGCAGAUGCCAGUAGAAGAGUCCGGUAACAUGCUGCUAAUGACCUACUCAUAUUACAAAUUCACGGGAGACAGCGAUUACCUACGCGAUCACUACACGAAGCUUUUCCAAUGGUCACAGUUCCUGAUCGAGUACACAUUAAUCCCCUCAGACCAGCUGAGCACAGACGACUUCGUCGGCUCCCUCGAGAACCAGACCAACCUCGCCAUCAAAGGCAUCGUCGGCCUCCAAGCCAUGGCCGGCAUCGCCGCCGUCGUCGGCAACGACGCCGACCACGCCAACUUCACCGCCACCUCCUCCUCCUACUACGCCGCCUGGGAGCAGUUCGCCAUCGACCCGACGGGCACGCACACGGUGCUCGCGUACCAGUGGCGCAGCUCCUGGGGCCUCCUCUACAACGCGUAUCCAGACAAGCUGCUCAACCUCGGCGUCGUCCGCCGCGCCGUGUACGACAUGCAGUCGUCCUUCUACGCCACCGUCUCGCAGCUCUUCGGCGUGCCCCUCGACUCGCGCGUCUCCCUCACCAAAUCCGACUGGCAGCUCUGGGCCGCCGCCACCUGCGCCCCCCGCACCCGCCGCCUCGUCGUCAACGCCAUCGCCUACUGGCUCAACCACACCUCCACCGACAAGCCACUCACCGACCUCUACGAAACCAUCGCCGACGGCGGCUACCCCUCCGACGCCACCUUCAUCGCCAGGCCCGUCGUCGGCGGCCACUUCUCGCUGCUGGCCCUGAAGCGCGCGGGGAAGGACAGCUUGACGGGCACGGGCGACGGCGGGGCGUUCCCUGUGAAUGGGACGGAGCCGCUGAGUGCGAAUGAGACGGCGGGGUUGUUGCCGGCGUUGGCGGAGCCGAGCCCGUCGAGUGCGCCGACGGUCGUGGUGGAGAUGGGGACGUUUGAGACGAGCGGGAGUGUGGUCGUGUCGAGUACGGUUGCUGCUUGA
Diplodia corticola is the source of this 2580-nucleotide messenger RNA. Its product is annotated as glutaminase. The transcript is spliced from 5 exons. NCBI's taxonomy places the organism in Eukaryota, Fungi, Ascomycota, Dothideomycetes, Botryosphaeriales, Botryosphaeriaceae. The coding region runs from base 1 to 2580 and encodes 859 amino acids. The record is from RefSeq and is a predicted model, not a curated record. Gene Ontology annotation, biological process: carbohydrate metabolic process.